Messenger RNA from Podarcis lilfordi (Lilford's wall lizard), 1779 nucleotides. The record is from the annotation of a GenBank genome assembly. Lineage: Eukaryota; Metazoa; Chordata; Lepidosauria; Squamata; Lacertidae.
AUGAAUUCCGUGGCUGGGAAUAAGGAGAGGAUCGCGGUCAGCACCCGAAACAGGAAAUAUGGGGUAAGUUGCCCUUAAGUAAAGGGGGAGGAGGGAUGCUUGCAAAAAUAAUAAUAAUAAAAAUCGACAGCGCUGGGCUUUCACACAAAAGGGCUGCGAGCGGACACGGAUCCCGCCCCCUCCGAUCAAGCCGGUCGCCUUCUGAAGCAGCGGCACGGUGCCCCAAGCCAAAGGGGCAGCCGGGGGUGCCUUAACCAGUUCCGCCCCUGGGACGCGAAAGAGAGACGGGGCGCCUCUCUCGCUUCCUCCGCGGCUGCAGACGCCGAGCGCUUGGGCAGCAGCAGCAGCAGCAGCCCAUGGACUCUGCACUCCUUUAACUUUUGCAGCCUGGGGUUCCGCCUAGACAGGCGACUCUGCGGGGCGAAACGUGCUUCGUGGAUCUCUCCUCUCCUCCGCUGUAUAUAGAAUACAGUAAUCUGACUUCCGAGGGGCUUUUGCACACGUACGAGAGGGGCACGCGGGGUGGAUCGCCAGGGAGGGAGAGAGAGGAGAGCGCUCCUUGGAGGGGGCUUGGAUUGGAAAAACGUGCGCGCACACACCCACCACUUCUGCAGGGAAAAUCGAUCUCAGGUGGUGACUUUAUUAAAAAAAACCCCACCUUCUUGGAGAUCAGAGGGGGCGGGUGUGCCUGGAGGUCAAAGGUGCCAACUUGAAUAAAAUAUGGGGGGGGGGGGAGGUGAGCCCCGCCCUGCAUAAUUGAUCACACGAUGUGGGGCAUGCAUAUCGUUUGAAUGGAAAUGCACAUCAACUUGGGGGCUCAGAUAUUUUAUGGAGGGGGAGGGCGAAGGGACCUCGGCCCCUAGGAGUUGGCUCCUAUGCGCGGAGGGGUGUUUUAGAUGACUUGGGGUGAUCGUUAAUAUCUAACAUCUCCACGAGCCGCUUGGUUCCUAUCAACGCAACUUCGCUGCCCUCCUUCCACGCCCCCCGCUGAUCUGCUUCCCUUCUCCACUCAGGUGAACGACCCCUGCUCCCCGACCAAACCCGCGGCUCCCUUCUCGCCCGAAAGCUGGUACCGGAAAGCUUACGAGGAAUCCCGGGCCGGCAGCCGCCCAGCCCCGGAAGGAGCCGGCUCCAUCCUGGGCUCGUCCGGCACCCCUUCCCCGGGAUCGGGCACGUCGUCGCCGGGCUCCUUCACCGGGUCGCCGGGCCCCGCUUCCCCGGGGAUCGGCAACAGCUCUCCCGGGUCACUGGGGGGCUCGCCGGGCUUCGGCACGGGGUCUCCGGGCUCCGGCAGCGGAGGGGGCUCCUCCCCGGGCUCCGACCGCGGCGUCUGGUGCGAGAAUUGCAACGCCCGCUUGGUGGAGCUGAAGAGGCAAGCGCUCAAGCUGCUCCUGCCGGGGCCCUUCGGCAGCAAGGUGAGCCAUUGAGCGAGUCGGUGGCCCGACGGCCAGCAGGGCUUGAGUCUCCCACCCACACACGCGCGAACACGAGUGGAGAAAGCGUGAAUUAACAAAGGAAGGCAGGAAGGAAGGAAUCUCAGAGCAAGGAGACAGGACAUUCGGGGAAAGGAAAGUGAGGGAGCAAGGAAAAGGGGGGGGGUGUCUUGAAAUCAGGGGAUCAAACUCCACCCCCAUCAUUUGGGAGAAAGAGGUGAUCUCCUUUAACCUGUGGCUGGGUAGUGAGACCCCCUUCCCGCAUCCAGCGCAGCUCUGUAGCUGAGCCCCCCCCCCUCCCCAUCUCCAGACAAAAGACGUUUUUGACACGCUCAGCACAAAGUGA